Messenger RNA from Paraglomus brasilianum, 414 nucleotides. NCBI's taxonomy places the organism in Eukaryota, Fungi, Glomeromycota, Glomeromycetes, Paraglomerales, Paraglomeraceae. The record is from the annotation of a GenBank genome assembly.
AUGGCCUCUUUCAAAUUUCUAAAACUUUUGGCUAUUCUUGCUGUAAUGUUUGCGGUCUUGGCUAUUUGUAGUCCAGCCUCAAAUUUGAAUAAAAAACACGAUGUUUGUCCUCCUCCUCCUAUUAUGCAUGUCUCAGGUCCGGCCGGUCGGGUUGCUAUUAAAUCUAUCCAGAAUGUCAGUUGGUGGUGUAAUGAAUGUAGUCCAGCAGACCCAGUAAUUAUUGAACUUAUUAAAAACUGUAAAGAUGUCUUAUUCAAGAGAAGGGGUCGAAAUGCCAAUUCCGGUUCGGAGGACUUUGUAGUUGAUCCAAAGUGGGCUACUGUUGGUGAUAAAUUCCAUUUUAGAGUAACCGAUCCGGUUAUACCUGUUUCUGGAAACAGUUCGAAAUUUAUAGUUUUUAAAAUUCAAGGGUAG